AUGGACGAAGUCAGUUAUCCCCAACAAGCGGCAGUAGCUGCGGAAGCACGGGACUCCGAACACUCCGAAAGAGCCUCCUUGAACCAAGCGUCGCAGAAAACGUCAAACACAUCCGGGGUUGCUAGAUCGUCGUCACAGAAACGCUCACGGCUUUGGAAGACUCCCGCAGCACUGGCUGCCCGCCGACGGAGCACCAAGAAGAGGAGAACAACGACAGCGAUCCCAACAAUCAUGACGACGCUGCCGUCGCUUAGUCGCGGUCGGACUAGAACCCUCCGGAAGGGGACCUCCUUGGCAGCUUCCCAUGACUCCCUCGCACAACAAGACCCUCUACUCGAAUACACACGAAACCUCUCGCAACAUUCUCAGCACAGUUGCAGUCCAGGCGGCAAACGGAAAAAUGCCUACCACCACCCGGCAUUGCAACGCACAAAUUCGCAGUCCUCUCUUUGGUCGGAUGCUACAUCCGGUUCGGAUGAAGACGACCGCCGAGAACAUCUCGAAGUUCGCUCGAAUGAAAGUUGGAGCAAGAACCUUUAUGGGCAGGAGGAAAUCGACCUGGUGGAUGCAUACGCAGAUGAGGCUUUUGAAGGGACCGACUCCAUCGGCGGACUACCUGCCCUCCCCUCACUGAAGCCACCUCGCAAAGUGCGGAAUCGUCGAUCGAUCAUGCUGCUGGACGAGGUCAUCGGGGAUGUGAUUUCCUUCAAGGAGGAUGUUGGAUACGACCCUACACUUGGGCGGUAUGGGAAGCACAGGUCGCACCCUGUCUACCCUGUCUAUCUAGAAGACGACGCCGUGCGUGUCAAACCCAAUAUUUCCGUGACGGAUCUGUCGUACCGUCGGUCGUUCGAGUUUGGAGAUGAGGCGGCCAAAACGGGUGUGAUGACCCAACUUCCUCCCCGCGCACAAUCGCUCGCGCCUACAGAGACCUCAUCUGAAAAUGUCUCGCUGCCAGAAGACCGAUCCGUCGCCGCAACACCACCACAUUUCGGAAAGACCCCCGACGUUCCAACCCUCCUCACACCACCCGCAAGCCCCAAACGCGACAGCCAGGACCCCCUCUCAACCGCCGCACACGUCACACCGGUAGUCGUAGUCGACUCAGAACCGCUCCGCGACCUCGACUCCGCCUACAGCUCGCUCGACAGGAAAGCUCGUGAACAGAAACGUCGCUCGUCCGGCGCAACCCACUCUUCUGACGAUGCGUACACGCCCUCAACCGUUUCCGAUGACCAACCGCCCGCUACCACCAUCCAACAACCCGUCACCACUUCCCUCGAGCUCCCUAACAACACCAGCGUCGUGGGCUUGGAUAGGAUGUACCGGCCGCCCAUCGGACCUCGCUCGAGCUCCACGAGCAUCAACGAGGGCGGCCCGGGCGUUACGAACCCCGCCGCGGCUGCCGCCGCAAAAUCGAAAGCGGCAGCUGCGAAGGCCAGCACGAAGAAGGAGACAAAGGCGAAUAGCCAACAGAAGGGGUUCAAGCGGUUUUUCCGACGUAUGAGCAGGGCGUUUCAUCACAAGGUGUGA
Fimicolochytrium jonesii is the source of this 1533-nucleotide messenger RNA. RefSeq lists its product as uncharacterized. The coding region runs from base 1 to 1533 and encodes 510 amino acids. The record is from RefSeq and is a predicted model, not a curated record. The transcript has a single exon. Lineage: Eukaryota; Fungi; Chytridiomycota; Chytridiomycetes; Spizellomycetales; Powellomycetaceae.